AUGGCCGUAUUUCCAGAGACCGGCUUGUACUUCCCUGCCUCUACUUGGCUCACAACCAUUAUCCCAGCUGCAAUUCUCCUAUACUGGACCGCAUGGCUCAUCUACACCCGCACCCUCCACCCCCUCGCCUCCAUCCCCGGCCCCUUCUGGGCCUCUCUCUCUCGAACAUGGUACAUGUACCGCAUCUACGCCGGCGACAUGCACGACGUCCAGCGCCGUCUGCACGAGCGCUACGGACCCAUUGUGCGCCUCGCUCCGGACGAGGUGUCCACCACAGAUGUCUCCGCGAUACCAAAGAUCUACCGACACCAGCGACCGCUUCGCAAGACCGAUUUCUACGCCGUCUGGGGCGGGUCGAGCAUCAGCAAGCAGCUGGACACUUUUUCGCAGCCGGAUGAGCGGCUGCAUAGCAAUUAUCGGCGUAUUGUGAAUCCAGUGUAUACGCUCAGUAAUGUGUUGAAUAGCGAGGUGUACAUCAACAAGGCAUCUGCGCUGUUCGUCAAGCGACUGGGAGAAUUUGCAGAUCGCAAAGAGACUAUUGAUCUGGGGCAAUGGCUGCAGAUGUAUGCGUUUGAUGUCAUUGGUGAGAUCUUCUUUGGCGACAUGUUUGGCUUUUUGGAGAAGAGUGAAGACCAUGGUGCCAUCAUUGCCUCGCUCGACGCCCUGAUGCCCAUCCUCUGCGUCUCAGCAAUCGCACCUACCUAUCUCCGCCCACUCAUCAUGGGCUCUGCCAUCGUCGUCCCAGCCGUGUUAAACGCCGUAAAAGGCCUGGACGGGAUCCGCAAAGCCGCCAUAACAGCGACACGCAAGCGAAUGCAGGAGAACGCAGAGGGAGUCGAGCAUCGCAACGACAUGUUACAACAGCUCUUCAACAUCGUACACGACAAGGGCGAAAAAGUAAACUUCACCUCGGACGAAGUCACACUCGAAGCCUACGUCGCCAUGUUCGCAGGCUCAGACACCACCGCCAUCGCCUUCCGCACCACCUUCUACCACCUCGCACGCAACCGCACCGCGCUCGCCAAAGCCCAAGCCGAAAUCGACACGGCCCUCGCAUCCAACCGUCUCAGCUCACCCAUCACCUACGCCGAGACAACGACAAAGCUGCCAUACACAUGCGCUUGCAUCAAGGAAGCCAUGCGUCUGCACCCCAGCGUCGGCCUCAGCAUGCAGCGUCACGCACCUGCAGAAGGCAUCCAGCUCGCCGGGAAAUUCAUCCCGGCUGGCUACCGCCUGAGCGAUGGCUCGUCAGUGACGAGGCGUGCAAGGCAAUGGAGAGGCAUUUACUCCUUUUUGGGGCCGGGACGCGGACGUGUAUUGGCAAGAAUGUAA
Messenger RNA from Plenodomus lingam JN3, 1332 nucleotides. NCBI's taxonomy places the organism in Eukaryota, Fungi, Ascomycota, Dothideomycetes, Pleosporales, Leptosphaeriaceae. The record is from RefSeq and is a predicted model, not a curated record.